This is a messenger RNA of Megalopta genalis, 1424 nucleotides long. It is a transcript of the gene Spf45, whose product is annotated as splicing factor 45. Gene Ontology annotation, cellular component: precatalytic spliceosome. Gene Ontology annotation, biological process: mRNA cis splicing, via spliceosome; alternative mRNA splicing, via spliceosome. Lineage: Eukaryota; Metazoa; Arthropoda; Insecta; Hymenoptera; Halictidae. The record is from RefSeq and is a predicted model, not a curated record. Gene Ontology annotation, molecular function: RNA binding.
UAAUUGUCAAAUAAGAAAAAUCAAAAGUUAAAAAAUAUAUUAGGAUUAGUUACGUCUGGACAAGUUUUUGUUUAAAAUUAAAUGUAAUGUUUUAAUUCAAACUUGUCAUAUAACGGUUAAGACAUUAUGUCGCUGUACGAUGAUUUUGACAAACAUCGAACAUCCGAAAAGGUGGCUGGAUGGUCCUCUAGCAUUAAAUUAUUACAAUCUCAAUUACAAUUAAAAAAAGCGGCGACUACACAGCCGAAACGUGAACAAUAUAGGAAAGCUACAGCAGUAUUAGCACCUGUAAUAGACUUAAAAUCAAAAUCAAAUCGAAAUGUUGAUAGAGAUGAUGAUGGGCCACAUAGUAAUCCACUUUCCUCCAGUAGUGUUAGUAGUAUUGGAAUCGGUGGUGAAUUUGAUUGGAAUGUAAUAAAUGAGUACGAUCCUAUGUGGCCUAAUGAAUACGAUAAAGUUGUUAAAGAACUGAGAGAUUUACGCGAUAGGGAACACGAUCAAGAAACGGAGAUGCGUAAGAGAAGACGCGAUAGCUCACGUUUUGAAGAUACUCAAACUUCUUCGGGAAAUAACACAAUGAUACCUCCUGAGAGAGAUGAAGAAAGAACUCCAACAUCUAGAGGUAUUGCAGGUGGAGCAGCUAUAGCACCACCACCAUCUUUACAAGAACCUUCUGAUCUGCCACCUCCAGCACCAAGACAAACAACUAAUAUAGGAUAUGCGACAUCAUCUGUGGCAGCAAAAAUAAUGGCCAAAUAUGGUUUUAAAGAAGGUCAAGGGCUUGGUAAAAAAGAACAAGGAAUGUCCGUUGCCUUACAAGUAGAAAAAACUAGUAAAAGAGGUGGAAGAAUUGUUGGGGAAAGAGAACAACUUAUGCCUCCUCCACCACCCGUUGCUGUUUCUCCACCUCCGCCACAACAACCUUCAUUACUACAGCCCUCUGAAGAACCUAGUAUUACAGAAAUAAUGAAAUGCCCAAGCAAGGUUGUUCUACUGCGCAAUAUGGUUGGCCCUGGAGAAGUGGAUGAGGAUCUUGAACCUGAGGUUAAAGAUGAAUGUAAUACAAAAUAUGGUGAUGUUGCUCGUGUUAUUAUUCACGAAGUAACAGAAGCUGCUGCAGAAGAAGCUGUUAGGAUAUUUGUAGAGUUCAAAAGGAUAGAAAGUGCUAUUAAAGCUGUUGUUGAUUUGAAUGGACGCUUUUUCGGAGGAAGACAAGUAAAAGCAGGUUUUUAUUCUAGUGAAAAACUUGAUAAUUUACAACUAAUGGAUUAACUUUUUAUUGAACAACAUUACAUAAUUAAAUACAAAAAGAAAUGCUUUAAAUUAAUAUGUUGACCAUUAUGUAAUAAAUUGUACGACACCUAUGUUAUAAUUAACAUGAAAGAAAUCUACUUGAAGGUAAAUAUAUUAGAAACAUGAUCAGA